Molecule: messenger RNA, 660 nt
Organism: Emys orbicularis (European pond turtle)
Lineage: Eukaryota; Metazoa; Chordata; Testudines; Emydidae
Gene: RAB3D
Product: RAB3D, member RAS oncogene family
Exons: 4
Coding region: 1-660 (219 amino acids)
Biological process (GO): protein localization to plasma membrane; protein secretion; regulation of exocytosis
Cellular component (GO): endosome; synaptic vesicle; plasma membrane
Molecular function (GO): myosin V binding; GTPase activity; GTP binding
Source: RefSeq, a predicted model, not a curated record
AUGGCCUCCGCCAACGACACCCGGCAGGCCCAGAAAGAUGCCGCCGACCAGAACUUCGACUACAUGUUCAAGCUGUUGAUCAUCGGGAACAGCAGCGUGGGGAAGACGUCCUUCCUGUUCCGCUACGCCGACGACUCCUUCACCUCGGCCUUCGUCAGCACCGUGGGCAUCGACUUCAAGGUCAAGACGGUCUAUAGGAACGAGAAGAGGGUCAAGCUGCAGAUCUGGGACACCGCAGGGCAGGAGAGAUACAGGACGAUCACGACGGCUUAUUACCGAGGAGCCAUGGGCUUUCUGCUGAUGUACGACAUCGCCAACCAGGAUUCCUUCAACGCCGUGCAGGACUGGGCGACCCAGAUCAAGACCUACUCGUGGGAUAACGCCCAGGUGAUCCUGGUGGGGAACAAGUGUGACCUCGAGGACGACCGAGUGGUGGCCACGGAGGAUGGCAAGCGGCUGGCUGAUGAGCUAGGGUUUGAAUUCUUCGAAGCCAGCGCCAAGGACAACAUCAACGUCAAGCAGGUCUUUGAGCGCCUGGUGGACAUUAUCUGCGAGAAGAUGAACGAGAGCCUGGACACCAACUCCACCCUCGUCAGCAACAGCAAGAAUGGGGCCCUGACCGAGACUCCGCCCCCGCAGUCCAGCAGCUGCUCUUGCUAG